GCUCUCUAUGGUGCAGCUGGGUCGGUGGCGGUAAGAAGAAAAAGGGGGACCGCACUGCGCAGGCGCCCUCGGCGUCUCUCUCGCUCUCGGUCUUUUUUUUUUUUUUUUCCUUUUUUUUUUUUUUUAAUCCCCGCACCAAGCGCUUAACCUCAUUGGGGUGGAGGAGAAGGCGGCGGCUCUCUGGUCCGCAGCGGCAACAGUAACGAAAAACAGGGCUAAUGGACUGCUGAAUUAUGAAGUAUUUCAGACCCAAUAGUAGAACACCACUCUGCCACUCACUCCUUUAUCUCCUACUAGUUAUUUAAAUUGGACUUUUAAUAUCCUACCAGCUGCUCUUCAGACACACAUGGUGCAUUGUUGCCAUUCCCCAGAUUGCAUCUUUGAAACACAGGCUCUUAGUAACCUUCAGCGAACAAAGAGGCAACCUCCCAGAUACGUCUGCUGGGAGGGAGUCAUCCUGACUGCCCUCUAGCUUUUGCUGGAUCUGGAUUUGAAUUCCACUAUGGAGCCUCGCAUGGAGUCCUGCCUGGCGCAGGUGUUGCAGAAGGAUGUGGGGAAACGAUUGCAGGUUGGCCAAGAACUGAUAGACUAUUUCUCAGACAAACAGAAGUCUGCUGACCUUGAGCAUGACCAGACCAUGUUAGAUAAACUUGUGGAUGGACUUGCUACCUCUUGGGUGAACUCUAGCAAUUACAAGGUGGUUCUGCUGGGCAUGGACAUCCUGUCCGCCCUGGUGACCCGGCUGCAGGAUCGGUUCAAGGCGCAGAUCGGCACAGUGCUGCCAAGUCUAAUAGACAGACUAGGAGAUGCUAAAGACUCUGUGAGGGAGCAGGACCAAACUCUGCUGCUAAAGAUCAUGGAUCAAGCUGCUAAUCCCCAGUACGUAUGGGACAGAAUGCUUGGAGGCUUCAAACACAAGAAUUUCCGUACUCGAGAAGGCAUCUGUCUCUGCCUUAUAGCAACACUCAAUGCCUCUGGAGCGCAGACUUUAACACUAAGCAAGAUUGUGCCACAUAUAUGCAACUUACUUGGAGAUCCAAACAGCCAGGUUCGAGAUGCAGCAAUAAACAGCUUAGUGGAAAUUUACAGACAUGUAGGAGAACGUGUGAGGGCAGAUCUCAGUAAAAAAGGAUUGCCACAGUCCCGGUUGAAUGUAAUUUUUACAAAAUUUGAUGAAGUCCAGAAAUCUGGAAACAUGAUACAAUCUGCAAAUGAUAAAAAUUUCGAUGAUGAAGAUUCUGUGGAUGGUAACAGACCUUCCUCUGCUAGUUCUACGUCAUCCAAGGCUCCACCAAGUUCUCGGAGAAACGUUGGAAUGGGAACCACCCGCCGGCUUGGUUCAUCCACCCUGGGAUCCAAGUCUUCAGCUGCAAAAGAAGGAGCUGGUGCUGUGGAUGAAGAGGAUUUUAUUAAAGCAUUUGAUGAUGUACCUGUAGUACAGAUUUAUUCCAGCCGAGACCUUGAGGAAUCCAUAAACAAAAUUAGGGAAAUACUAUCUGAUGACAAGCAUGAUUGGGAGCAGAGAGUAAAUGCUCUAAAAAAGAUUAGAUCUUUACUUUUGGCUGGUGCCGCUGAGUAUGAUAACUUCUUUCAACAUUUGCGUCUUUUGGAUGGAGCCUUUAAACUCUCUGCUAAGGAUCUGCGGUCUCAGGUAGUGCGGGAGGCUUGUAUCACGUUGGGGCAUCUGUCAUCAGUUCUGGGGAAUAAGUUUGACCAUGGAGCUGAAGCCAUUAUGCCAACUAUCUUUAAUUUAAUUCCAAACAGUGCCAAAAUUAUGGCCACGUCUGGUGUUGUAGCUGUUAGGUUAAUUAUUCGGCACACACACAUCCCUAGGUUAAUACCUGUCAUAACAAGCAACUGUACCUCUAAGUCUGUCGCUGUUAGAAGGCGCUGUUUUGAAUUUUUAGAUUUGCUUUUACAAGAAUGGCAGACACAUUCACUAGAACGACACAUAUCAGUAUUAGCUGAAACAAUAAAGAAGGGAAUACAUGAUGCUGAUUCCGAAGCAAGAAUAGAAGCCAGAAAAUGUUACUGGGGUUUCCACAGUCACUUCAGCAGAGAAGCAGAGCACUUAUACCACACCUUGGAGUCCUCCUACCAGAAAGCCCUGCAGUCCCACCUGAAGAACUCAGACAGCAUAGUGUCUCUGCCUCAGUCAGACCGCUCGUCUUCCAGCUCUCAAGAGAGUCUAAAUCGUCCGCUGUCUGCCAAAAGAAGUCCUACUGGAAGUACCACAUCUAGAGCUUCUACAGUUAGUACCAAAUCUGUGUCAACGACUGGGUCCCUCCAGCGAUCUCGAAGUGAUAUUGAUGUGAACGCAGCAGCCAGUGCCAAAUCCAAAGUCUCAUCUGCGGGCACGACGCCUUUCAGCUCUGCAGCGGCUUUGCCUCCAGGGUCAUACGCAUCCUUAGAGUCCAGACACAUGAGGGAAGACAUGGAGUACAUAGGCCUGGACUCAGGUCGGAUCCGCACAAGACGGCAAAGCUCUGGGAGUGCCACCAACGUCGCCUCUACACCUGAUAACCGGGGCCGCAGUCGCGCUAAAGUGGUUUCACAGUCCCAGCCUGGCAGCCGGUCAAGUUCCCCAGGAAAAUUGUUGGGAAGUGGUUAUGGUGGACUUGCUGGGGGCUCCUCACGAGGCCCACCUGUGACACCAUCCUCAGAAAAGCGAAGCAAGAUUCCCAGGAGCCAGGGAUGUAGCCGGGAAACAAGUCCAAACCGAAUAGGAUUAGAUCGAUUUGGGCUUGGCCAGCCAGGAAGAAUACCUGGUUCUGUGAAUGCCAUGAGAGUUCUGAGCACAAGUACAGAUCUUGAAGCUGCUGUUGCCGAUGCUUUGCUGUUAGGAGACUCCAGGAGCAAGAAGAAGCCUGUGAGGAGGAGAUAUGAGCCGUAUGGGAUGUAUUCUGACGAUGAUGCCAACAGUGACGCCUCAAGUGUUUGCUCUGAGCGCUCCUAUGGCUCCAGGAAUGGUGGCAUUCCCCAUUAUCUGCGGCAGACUGAAGAUGUAGCAGAAGUUCUCAACCACUGUGCUAGUUCAAACUGGUCAGAAAGGAAAGAAGGGCUUCUGGGCCUGCAGAACUUACUGAAGAGCCAAAGAACACUGAGUCGAGUUGAACUGAAAAGGUUGUGUGAGAUCUUCACCCGGAUGUUUGCUGACCCUCAUAGCAAGAUUGCUGAUUCAGAAGCAGAAUGUGAGGAUAAAGAAGGAAAUUUGUUUCCAUCAGAAGUCUCUUGUACAAGAGUUUUCAGUAUGUUUUUGGAGACUCUUGUGGAUUUUAUAAUAAUUCAUAAGGAUGAUUUACAAGACUGGCUUUUUGUUCUUCUCACACAAUUACUUAAGAAAAUGGGAGCAGAUUUACUUGGAUCUGUGCAAGCAAAAGUUCAAAAGGCUCUAGAUGUCACAAGGGAUUCCUUUCCAUUUGAUCAACAAUUUAACAUUUUGAUGAGAUUUAUUGUGGAUCAAACUCAAACUCCAAACCUCAAGGUCAAAGUUGCAAUCCUGAAAUACAUUGAGUCUCUGGCCAGACAGAUGGAUCCAACAGAUUUUGUAAACUCUAGUGAGACAAGGCUUGCUGUUUCUAGAAUCAUAACCUGGACAACAGAACCAAAGAGUUCAGACGUGAGAAAGGCAGCACAAAUUGUGCUAAUCUCUCUGUUUGAAUUGAAUACUCCUGAAUUUACCAUGUUACUUGGUGCCUUGCCAAAAACAUUCCAGGAUGGUGCCACCAAACUCCUGCACAACCACCUCAAGAAUUCCAGUAACACCAGUGUGGGCUCUCCAAGCAAUACGAUUGGCCGGACGCCCUCCCGACACACCAGCAGCAGGACCAGCCCCCUAACCUCACCCACCAACUGUUCCCAUGGGGGUCUGUCUCCAAGCAUGCUGGACUAUGAUACCGAGAACCUGAACUCUGAAGAAAUCUAUAGUUCUCUACGUGGAGUUACAGAAGCCAUUGAAAAGUUUAGUUUUCGAAGCCAAGAAGAUCUGAAUGAGCCCAUUAAACGAGAUGGCAAAAAGGAAUGUGAUAUUGUGUCCCGUGAUGGGGGUGCUGCCUCCCCUGCCACCAGCGAGGUAGAAGGAGGCCGGACAGCUCUGGAUAACAAGACCUCGCUACUCAACACCCAGCCUCCGCGCGCCUUCCCGGGACCGCGGGCACGAGACUACAACCCAUACCCCUACUCAGAUGCCAUCAACACCUACGACAAGACUGCCCUGAAAGAGGCUGUGUUCGAUGACGACAUGGAGCAGCUUCGAGAUGUUGAAUAUUCAGAGUUGAGGUUUCUUAAAAGAACAUGGAGGAGAAAGGAUGUGCCUUUCUGCCGUAGAAACCGUGUUCACAGCCCUGCAGUGCCCAUCGACCAUUCUGACCUGGUGGCUGACCUUCUGAAAGAGCUGUCCAACCAUAACGAGCGAGUGGAGGAACGGAAGGGAGCCCUGCUGGAGCUGCUCAAGAUCACGCGGGAAGACAGCCUUGGUGUCUGGGAGGAGCACUUCAAGACCAUUCUGCUCCUGCUGCUGGAGACCCUCGGAGACAAAGACCAUUCAAUUCGAGCACUGGCGUUGAGAGUUUUGAGGGAAAUCCUGAGAAAUCAACCAGCAAGAUUUAAAAACUACGCCGAGCUGACGAUUAUGAAGACUCUGGAAGCCCACAAAGACUCCCAUAAGGAGGUGGUGAGAGCAGCUGAGGAGGCUGCGUCCACACUGGCCAGUUCCAUCCACCCGGAGCAGUGCAUCAAGGUGCUCUGCCCCAUCAUCCAGACGGCCGACUACCCCAUCAACCUUGCCGCCAUCAAGAUGCAGACCAAAGUCGUCGAGAGGAUCGCCAAGGAGUCGUUGCUGCAGCUCCUCGCGGACAUCAUCCCGGGCUUGCUGCAGGGUUAUGACAACACCGAAAGUAGUGUGCGUAAGGCCAGCGUGUUUUGCUUGGUGGCAAUUUAUUCCGUAAUUGGAGAAGACCUGAAACCUCACCUUGCACAGCUCACAGGGAGCAAGAUGAAGCUACUAAACUUAUAUAUCAAGAGGGCCCAGACCACCAACAGCAACAGCAGCUCCUCCUCCGAUGUCUCCACGCACAGCUAAUGGCAGCACCUGUCUCUUGUGUAGACCUAGAAGCAAUCGGUGGUGCCUCUCAGAGACCUCUCCCCACCCCCUUCAUCGGCUGCCCAGUCAGUACAAGGAGGCCCACAAAUAUUUAUUACAAUCAGUAUUUUGGUCCCUUCCAGCUUUUCUGUAGAAUCUUACUGGUAUUGAAUGUAAAGGAAGCAAGGCCUGUAUUGCAGUCUUCAUACAAAAUGAAAGGAAUAAGAACAGAAAAGAGCCAUACUGAAACAUGUCUUGUACAGCCUGCUGAGAUGGCGAAACCAUGUGUGUGGGGUGCAGUUUUUAAAAAUCAGAGCGCUGUAGCCACUACUUGGUAGAAAGUAGCAAUUUUUUUUUUUUCCAGUUAAUAACGGAUUUGGGGGUGGGGUGGGGUGUUACUUUGUGUUCCUCCUCCUCAGCCUGUUUUCUUGUGAGUAUGGUCUGUGUGGGCCUUUCACAGCUGACACCAUGAAAGGUGGCACAUCUUUAAGUUGUGUUCUGAGACCUACUAAAAGUGGGAAUCAAGUCUUGGCAAGAACAGUCUGAAGAUGGCCUUUUAACAAAUGCUGGGAAUUUUUCUUGUCAUAUCCGGACUGGAGGCCGACUGCCCUGGCUUUCAGCAUAGAAUUGGGAGUGCACCCCAGCAGUCUCCUUCCAGCCCUCCCUAAUCAACUCCACAGACAAGGUCCUCACCCCACAGCUUCCAUGCAAAGGAAUUCUUCAAAUUUAAAUCUGGACACAAAAAUAAGAUAAAUGUAUGGCAUCAUUUAGGGAUGCCUGAGAUGGCAGUUCAUGAAGCACAGAAGAUAAAAGAGAAGUCUUUCAUCUUUACUGCUGAGGUCCUUGGGAGCACUGUUGUCGUGGGGGUUCUGCCAAGACCUUCAUCCCUGGGCUACUUGGUGAUUCGGAUUUAGCAGCAACCUCUUUCCUCUCCCUAAAGUUCUGCUGCAGCUGUUCAGUUCUAACAUGGUCUCAAUCUGGUAAAUGCCAUCUUUACCAUCUUAGUUCUGACUUCUCCGUUUAAUGUGGGAUUAAGAGCAAAGAAAAGCCUAGAGAGACUGGAUAUCACAAUUUUCUUAAUGUUACAAACUGAAGUAGUUCCUUGAAUGUCUGUUGAUGAAAUAGUCACUGUUUAAGGAAAAAGUAAUUAUGAGGUGUAGCAGAUUGCAGAAAAACAGGACUAGAAACACACUCAAAAAGAACACACAUUUAGAGUCUCUCUUCCUCCUCAAGGAACCACUAGACCCCCUUCUUAGAAACACCUUUAGAGCCUAAUUACUCCAAUAAAAGCAAUUCGAGGUUUGCAGUCUGUUUAAAUAAAUUUUGACUAAAAUUCUUAAGCCAAAUGGAAAUUCUUAAUGCAAUCAUGAGGACUUCUAUUGUCUCUUCCUGUUGUAUUAGAUCCUAUACAUUGAACUGAUAUUUCCAUAAGGAAAACGCUUCUUUUGAGAUUAAUUCUAAUAAUGUAUUUGCUAUUCCAGUGCAGAGCCCACUGCAACUGCUAGGACUGAAAGCAGACGCUGGGUGCCAGAGCACGUGGUUCUCACCAUCAUUUCCACAGACCCCUCUGCCCUGACUGACCCUCCAGAUUGGAUGUAGGAAGCUGGGAAAGACUGAUGUAUUUGGAAGCGCUGAAAAUGAAGGCCUCAUAGUGCGUAGGAACAGUGAAGCCAGGGUGCUGACCGUGGGUGUGUGUGUGUGUGUGUGUGGCGUGUGGGGUAUGUGUGUGGCGUGUGGUUGUGUGUGUGGCGUGUGGUGUGUGUUUGUGCAUGCACCCUACACGUGUGGUACCUCACUGCUGCUGUUUAGGGAACUUGAGGGAUGCAUUUCAAGGGGUUGGGUAUUCCUGACUAGCUUUGGCUUAAAAUACAGCAGGACCAGGUCUUUUGUUGAUAAAUACUGUUGGUUUAUUAAAAUGUCAUUAAUGGCAUUUCUUUUUUACACUCUACAAGUGAAUUAGGGAGUCUUUUGUUGACCCGUCUGUUGUAGGAAUGUGCGUCGGGCUAGGUUAUCCAUGAGUGUCUUUAUGCCUAAUGCAGUUAGAAAGACCUUCCUCCUUGAGCUGUUUGUCUCCCAGAAGGUCCUCCAGUCCCCGGUGUACUUAGAAAGGAUCUUGAACAUUGCUGGACGUCCUCAUAGUACUCACAAAGGGCUAGCCUUGAAUGUCACUUGCCCAGUCUUCAGUCUCCUGACAGAUACAAUCACGUCACAGGUCUCUUGGCCUCAAUCUGAAAACUGCUGCCGCCGCGCCGAGGAGACUCGCAUGCCGCCACCACCUCACUGGGAGGGCGCCGAGGCCACCGUCGCCCCCUAGACCCUGACAGCUGCAGCUGCCUUGCCUUGCCGCCGCCUCCCUGCAGGGCCCCUGUUCCAGUGAAAAACAGAACACGAAAGAGCAGAGCACCUAGGCCUGUCUCUGCCUCCCCGUCUACCUGACUGGCCAGGGCCGGAGAGCCCUGCUGCUCCACUUCGGGGCCGGGAGGGCUGACUCCCUGCUUCCUCCGAGCUGCUGCCUCCCCUGCAGCCAGGGUCUGGGCAGGGUGCGGCCAGUCCUUGGGGCACGCAGCUUCCUUCAAGUGCACUGUGUGUGCUUCCCGGACCUGCGGCGACGCCACGGGCCUGCCUUUUCUACGCGCCUCACUAGCUUACCACCCUGUGCAGGUAAUGCAACUGACUUUGUCUCAUCAGCCUUUUUCUUUCCCUGCCACCCUUUAUUUAUCAAGCAUAAUGUUACACUUUAAAGGACAGCAAGUAAGAACUUGGUAGAAUCCCACCAGGACUUUGCUAACAAUAAUGUUUGGAAAUAAAGAAAUGCUCUGAAAAAUAUCAGCCACCAAAAUAGUUUUGUUGGCACUGUGUUCACACGCAUGGUCCCCACACCCCCAGGUUGGGUGGGUUUUUUGGUUUUUUUGGGUUUUUUUGUUUUUGGGCUUUUUCAUGUUACAUCCAUAUCUGUAUUUAUAUCUUAUUUGUUUCACUUUCAAGUGUAUCAUGGCAAAUGUACAGAUUUUUUUUGUUAAUAAUGUGCUAGGAUUUGCUAAAAAAGAAAACAAACAGAAAAAAACCCCUUUUGAGUUUGCCCUAGAAUAAAUGAGACUUAAUUCAA
Rhinopithecus roxellana (golden snub-nosed monkey) is the source of this 8186-nucleotide messenger RNA. It is a transcript of the gene CLASP1, whose product is annotated as cytoplasmic linker associated protein 1. The record is from RefSeq and is a predicted model, not a curated record. The coding region runs from base 503 to 5080 and encodes 1525 amino acids. Gene Ontology annotation, molecular function: microtubule binding; kinetochore binding. Gene Ontology annotation, cellular component: microtubule organizing center; mitotic spindle; spindle microtubule. The transcript has 41 exons. NCBI's taxonomy places the organism in Eukaryota, Metazoa, Chordata, Mammalia, Primates, Cercopithecidae. Gene Ontology annotation, biological process: mitotic spindle assembly.